Sordaria macrospora k-hell is the source of this 486-nucleotide messenger RNA. RefSeq lists its product as uncharacterized. Lineage: Eukaryota; Fungi; Ascomycota; Sordariomycetes; Sordariales; Sordariaceae. The record is from RefSeq and is a predicted model, not a curated record.
AUGCGACAACCCUCUCGUACAGCUCUAGACUCCGUCCUCCACCGCCUCCUCAACAAAUGGCACGCCGCCCUCUCUCUUCCCCGCCAAUCCCCACCGUCUUGGUACCGCGCCCGACUCCUCGAAGAGCUUCGUGAGCUGCGUUCUGCCUCCACCACUCUCAGCCGACUCAGCGAGACAGCCGACGUCUUCUUCUCCAUUAGCCGUGCUCGGUACGACGGUUUUCCCGUACGCACGCUUCCUCCUUUCUCCUUGGCGCGUCACGGUGUACCCAUGGUGUACAUGGUCGCCAAGUUCACACUCAGGUGGGGGUUCUAUAGGACGGCGGCGAGGUUGUGCGGAGCGAAGGAUUGGAAAAGUGUGAGGGAAGUGAUCAACCCGCUCAAGGAUCGCAAGUUGGGAGAGGUGUCAGCACGUCACGGCAUUGAUCCGGACAAGUUCCGUAAUACGGGCAGGAUGUUAAGGAGGGUUUGGCCAUUGCUACCCUAG